AUGCCUACCCGAUUCUCCAACACCCGAAAGCACAGAGGUCACGUUUCCGCCGGUCACGGUCGUGUAGGAAAACACAGAAAGCAUCCAGGUGGUAGAGGUCUCGCUGGUGGUCAACACCACCACAGAACCAAUUUCGACAAGUUCCAUCCUGGUUACUUCGGUAAAGUUGGUAUGCGACACUACCAUCUCCUCAAAAACCACUACCACCGACCCACCAUCAACCUCGACAAACUUAUCUCUCUCCCCGAAGCAAAGGUUGAUGCUCCUGAAGGUUCCGUUCCCGUAAUUGACCUUGUCAACCUCGGCAAAUUCAAGCUCCUUGGUAAAGGCCGAGUCAACCAACCUUUCAUCGUAAAGACCCGAUUCGUCUCAAAGUUAGCUGAGGAGAAGAUCAAGGAGGCCGGUGGUGUUAUCAAGCUCGUUGCCUAA
Messenger RNA from Kwoniella shivajii, 429 nucleotides. RefSeq lists its product as uncharacterized. The coding region runs from base 1 to 429 and encodes 142 amino acids. Gene Ontology annotation, biological process: translation. The record is from RefSeq and is a predicted model, not a curated record. NCBI's taxonomy places the organism in Eukaryota, Fungi, Basidiomycota, Tremellomycetes, Tremellales, Cryptococcaceae. Gene Ontology annotation, cellular component: cytosolic large ribosomal subunit; ribosome. Gene Ontology annotation, molecular function: structural constituent of ribosome. The transcript is spliced from 4 exons.